AUGUGCUUGUGGCUUUUAACAGCUUGCUUAGGCUUAUUGCCAGCAAAUUCCGUACCGCCUGCAACAAUCGUUAUUGUACAAGGGGUACCGACACCGAUCCUUCAGCCUACUACAGCAGCUACUACAGCAGCUACUACAGCAGCUACUACAGCAGCUACUACGCAAGCUACUACGGCAGCUACUACAGCAGCUACUACAGCAGCUACUACAGCAGCUUCUACAGCAGCUACUACGGCAGCUACUACAGUAGGUACUACGGCAGCUACUACAGUAGGUACUACGGCAGCUACUACAGCAGCUACUACGGCAGCUACUACAGCAGCUACUACGGCAGCUACUACAGCAGCUACUACGGCAGCUACAACAGCAGCUACUACGGCAGCUACUACAGCAGCUACUACAGCAGCUACUACGGCAGCUACUACAGUCGCAACUACUACAACCACUCCAGCACCGACAACGACGAUGAUGCCACCCACAACUGCUCCAACAACCACCACUACAGUCGCUCCAACUACCACAACAGCUCGAGUGACAAUAAGUGGUAACAACUCUUCACCUAUACCACCACAAGGAAAUAAUACAAGUCCAUCAACGACAAACUCAAUGCUACUAACAACUGCCAUGCCUGCUAGUUCUAGUUCCAUAACUAACCAAUUAUCAUCUACAACAGCAACUAACACUCUGAUGGCGGGUGGACAAAAUUUACCUGUUUUGCUUUGUGAGAACCCUGAUGUUAUUUGUAUUUUUAAUCCCGAUGAAAACGCUACAGGGCCGAUCCAGAUUGAUCCAAGACUCGGCACUACACCCACCUCAGCAGCAGCACUACAGGGUCCACAAAUAACUGGCUAUAAUGGACAAGUUGUAUUAUAUGACUCGGCUGUAAAAUUUCCUAGAGAACGUAGAAGUCUUCACUAUAAACAAUUACAGCAAGAAAGAAAUAUAAAUUUUUACAACAACGGUGAACACAAGAUACGCAAAAGACAAAGUUGCCGAUGCGUACCUACAGGUACUUGUGUAAGAAGUUCGUCUGGAGCGGGUAUGAUUGACUUUAGAAUUGUGACUCCUACUAAUGCACCUUGUCCCGCUGGACAAGAGUAUUGUUGCGGAAGUACAACUUCUACUGCAGUGUCAAUAGCAUGCGGUACCUUACAAACAUCGCCGUCCCCUGCCGUUGUGCCUGCUGCAGGACAAGCUAAUUUUGGAGAGUAUCCGUGGCAGGUCAUAAUUCUUACUAGACAAAAUGAUUAUAUAGCUGGAGGUGUGCUUAUAGAUCAACGCAACGUCUUAACUGUUACACAUCGAAUGUCGAGCUAUAUCGUUUCAGGAACAGCACCAAAUGUGAAAGUCAGGUUAGGCGAGUGGGAUGCUGCUGGUACCUACGAACCAGUACCUUUUCAAGAAUACAAUGUGGCAAGAGUUUUUACUCACCCUUCUUAUAACUCUAAUACUUUACAGUACGACAUCACCGUAUUGCGACUCUCAGCAAUGGUACCUCUUACACCUCAAAUUGGAUCCGCAACUACUAUAAACAGAGCUUGUCUUCCUCCGAUGUCCACGUCCACGUAUACUGGUCAAAGAUGUUGGGUGUCAGGUUGGGGCAAAGAUAUGUUUGGUCUUCAGGGUCAGUACCAACAGAUUUUGAAGAAAGUAGAUGUGCCUAUAGUAGCUCCAGCAACUUGUCAAACUCAAAUGCAAGCUGCUCGCCUGGGACCUACUUUCGUGCUUGAUACAACAUCUUUUAUCUGUGCAGGAGGAGAGGCCAGCAAAGAUUCUUGUACGGGUGACGGUGGAUCUGGCUUGGUUUGUCAAGUGAACGGACAGUGGGUGGUGGUGGGAUUGGUGGCGUGGGGUCUUGGGUGUGCUAAUGCUAACGUACCUGCUGCCUACGUGAAUGUUGCUGCACUACUGCCCUGGAUACAACAACAAGUUGCAACUGCCUAGAUGACUUAUUUUUAAGAAAUAUUUAAUCAUAGUGUUUAAUUUUACUGCAUAUUUAAUUUUUUCUAUACUGUCGCUAAAAUAAAAGAGUAUUUCAAGUGAA
Molecule: messenger RNA, 2044 nt
Organism: Melitaea cinxia (Glanville fritillary)
Lineage: Eukaryota; Metazoa; Arthropoda; Insecta; Lepidoptera; Nymphalidae
Product: mucin-5AC-like
Exons: 6
Coding region: 1-1944 (647 amino acids)
Biological process (GO): proteolysis
Molecular function (GO): serine-type endopeptidase activity
Source: RefSeq, a predicted model, not a curated record